Plasmopara halstedii is the source of this 41400-nucleotide messenger RNA. RefSeq names its product protocadherin fat-like protein. Gene Ontology annotation, cellular component: membrane. The coding region runs from base 1 to 41400 and encodes 13799 amino acids. Gene Ontology annotation, molecular function: calcium ion binding. Lineage: Eukaryota; Oomycota; Peronosporomycetes; Peronosporales; Peronosporaceae. Gene Ontology annotation, biological process: homophilic cell-cell adhesion. The record is from RefSeq and is a predicted model, not a curated record. The transcript is spliced from 13 exons.
AUGCCUCGUCGACUAUUAAUUGCUUGGGCGCUGGUUGGUUGGACCCUGCUUUUCCAACCGGGAAGUUGUACAUCACCAAGCUACACUACCUUUGCAAACUCCCGUCCAACGGAUACAAAUGUGGAGCUUGUCUCAUUUCUACCGACCGUAGUUUACGAAAAUCUGGAUGGAGAUAACACGGCAACGCUUGUGACCCCGAGCUCAGGUGUCCUCGUGGCACAUGUGAACUACCGAACGGAUUCGCGAUACUUUACAGAAAAUGUUCUGGAGUCAAGGCUUAAUUACCCGAUUUCUAUGAGCCCGUACGCAAAGAUCUCGUAUGCAUCGAAAUCUAUGCCAACAACUGUGUAUAGAGCUGGACAAGGAGCCAGCUUUCAAAGGGAUUUCGAUGCUGCCGCUGCACCUGCGGAGACUGAUGGAUUUUGCGAGCGCGAGCUAUCCGCUCUUGGGCCAUUUUUAAAUUCCCAAACCGACAUAUGUGGCAGAUUAAAGCAGGUGGAUACGAAUGUGGGAUUUCUGUUGCAGGUCGAGUUUGUGGAGCCUAGUCCCACCAUUACAAGCUGGUCCUGGUAUUUGGGGUUACCUUUUCGAAUUGGUAAUGGUGCUGUGGUUAUACUUGAUGGGGUAGUGAUACAAGAUUUGAUGGGAAAAACAGGAUAUUGGAAAAGCGUACUGUCGAGGGCAACACUUGUCGAAAUGAAAAUUACGCCUGGGUUUCAUGUGCUAAAAAUUUAUGGAUUUUCUGUAAAGUUUGAAGUGUCAGCAGUGUACUUCAGCCGAGAGGGAUCCACACCAGCUAUUGCUUCUGUGUAUGCCAUUGUUGGAGAGUUAACGAAAUGGUGUCCAUUUGUUGCUUCUGACCCUACAAUAACAACUUUACUUUCUGCUGAACAAGAGAAAGUAGCGAGUAACAUCGAAAGAGGUUCAUCUGUUUUGCAGUUUCAGAACGCCCCCGUUGACGGAAGAUUUGCACUGAGAUUUGGGUCCGUUUGGACAACUGAUUCCAAAAAAAUUAAGCUUAAUACCUCGUCUUCUGUUUCAUUUUCGUUUCUACCUACCACCACUUGGAUUAAUGCUAGGGCAACUCAGACGUUUUUUCUUACAUCAGUUACCUCACAAUGGAACGUGGUACCUGGAUUAUCUUUCUCUCUUCCUUCCUCAUCAGGCGGAAUUUUGCUUAGUUCGUUUACUGGACGAUUUUCCGGGGACAAAAGUGCAUUGAAAACAUUUCGUCUUGUUCUUGGAUAUGGGUCAAACUUGUCGUCUCCGGUCGCAGCUUUUCGCUUAGAUGAUACCAUUGUUGAUGCAUUUGGAGUGUCACUUGACUUCUCCUACUUCACCAGCAUCCCGACACGAAGCGCAUUGAACUUAUCUCUCAGUUAUCAAUACCAAGGAACAAAACCAGGAAGGAUCAUUGGUGGUAAAAUAACUGCUGUAUUUUUUCCCGGAGCUUCGUUAAUUACCGACAAUAUAAGUGACAUGGUCGUGUCUUCGACAGCUACAAUCUUUUCAAAACCGGUAACGAUUUUAUCCUCAAGUACUCUCGUGAUCAGUAUUGCUGGUAUUAUUUGCCGCAAUUCGGCCGCUGAGAAAUUUCGUGCGCGCAUACUGAGAAAUGCGGAUCCUCUACCUGAUGGAGACUUUGUUUCGGUCAUUGGGACUGUGGCGAAUGGAACAUGUGAGACUUUGAUGAUGCACUCUGUUGUUGACGCUGUUGCUGGUUUGCACACAAUCGCGCUCGAUGCGAAGACAUCGUCAGCUGCAGGAUUUCGGCUGAAAGAAUCAAAAGUUCAAAUUGCUAUCAUUGAGAGAGGCGCCUUGAUCACACAGGAUUUAUGCCAAACUCGCUGUGGUAGACACGGUCUUUGUCGUUUAGGUGUGUACAAUAUUGUGACAAGCACAUGCAACCUCUAUAUGCGCCGCAAUAUGUCUGCUAUGUCAGUAGAUGCAACACGAUUGACUUACGUGCGAGACAAAGCAUUAAUAACUUCCCAGAACGCAUGGACAGUUCUACGCAAUACUCAGUGGAAUCUUAGCCGCAAUGUAUCGCUGCAGGCACCGUGUAGAGGAGAUACUUGUAAUGAACUUGUCUGCGCCGAAGCGUACUCGUUAAAAGAUCGAUGUCGGUGUAAAUGUCAUUCUAGCAGCGAUUGCGUUGGGUUUCUGAUUAUAGACAGAGUGUGCUUUGGAAUCACAGCAGCCGAAUUUCGUCAAAAUUUACUGUCUGGCAAUUACAAUAUCGUAGGUCGAAGCACAGUUCAUCUUAAUUUGCCUCAAACUUGUUACGCAAUCAAGGCUGACGCACCAAAUGCACUAAGUGGGCGCUAUACUAUAGCAACGACUGCAGGAGUCUAUGAUGUCUUUUGUAAUAUGACGGCAGAUACCGGUGAAGGCUAUACAGUCAUUCCCUGUGACUUGGGUACUAGCGACAUCGAAUGCCGAGGCAGUACAGGCCCGAAAGACGAUGAUAGCUGUAAGGCAAUGGGCCUUCGACAAGUCGUACCGCGCUCAUCAGGUCAUUUCGUAUCGAUGCACCGAAAAUUCGGGUCGCUCUUUUUUGCCACUGUACCCGGUGUAACGAAUGCCUACGUAGGUGACCUUAUGACUCUACCAGGCAACGAAGAUACUGUCUUAAAUUGGACGGCAAUUGACGGCGGGAGAUGGUGGCUGCGUGACAACGAAAGUGUUUCUGAUCUCAUGUCCCCCACUAAUGCACCAGGUGAAAGGAGAUGGUUAGGAAUGCAUUGGGCUAUAAAUGGUCAAAAUAUUCUGAAUGGUCUAGGCUUGAGCUUCGAUCCGCGUGGCUUAAAAACAACACGAUACCUGUGCUCAACAAACGAUUUAAGCCCCUCCGUAUCGUGGAGUUUUGUUCUUCAAGACUCGUUCAUCGGAAAUGGCGACGAUAACUUGUGGAUAACAUCAUGGGGCAGUACAGAUAAUUGGUACCAGCUAUGCCAAGGCAUUGUUUUUCUUGGUGGGCGGUCAUUCGGGCGAGCCGGUUCUUUUGUUAGUCGCAAAUUUGCUCAGAUCAGUUCACCUACAAACGUGCGCAUCAUGUUUACGUACUAUUUUGUAUUUGAUCCUUCAAAUUGGACAACACUUCUACUUAAACAUUCCGAGGCUAAGACUAUACGUGUUUAUCUUGGCCCCCAGCUAAUUCGGCAAAUACAAAUCGACACGUCGGCUACGUAUGCUUGCUACGGACAAAGCGCAACAGUACCCCAGCAAACAUAUUUUUUUAGGGGGAGAGAAAAUUUUGUGCUUAGAGGCUUAUUUGGAAAUAUAUCUCCCCUUCGAUUUGACGUAGAUUUUGGAUCAAUAAGUAUUAUUGCAUUUGGUAUCGAUGACGUCUCAGUUGAGGAAGAGUCGGUUUUUCGAACACAAUUAGGAUUAUCGAUGGGUAAUCCAGCAGUGUCAUGCAUGCAUUUAAAAAACGAGCGACUAUUGAUCGGAGAUUCCAAUCCAGAUGGCCAGUAUUUCGUUCAGCUUCAUCCAGAUUUGGACCCAGUACUCAUUCCUUGCUCAAAUGGCUGGAUAGUCGCGCAGCGCCGAUUAAACGGUAAAACAAGUUUUAAUCACAAUUGGAACGAAUAUCGAGAUGGAUUUGGCCUUGGCUCCUCUAGUGAGUGGUGGAUCGGAAACAGUCUUCUCUCGGCUGUCACAGAUAGAGCCACCGAAGCAAUGAUUGUGAUAACGAAAAACUACCAAUCUUUUUCUGCGUUUUAUAGCGAUUUUCGGGUCGCUAAUGAAAGCGAAAAAUACCUUCUCACUGUGCAAGGGUACAACUCUCAGGCUAGUAAUGCCGCCGAUGGUUUAACUUCGCUUUCUAAUUCCUAUUUCAGCACUCCUGACCAGGAUAAUGACUUGUCUGCAAGCGAAAACUGUGCCAAAAGAAGUAGAAGCGGGUUUUGGUACGCAGACUGCCUCGGCAGCUCUACAUAUUCUGAUCUCAAUGCCCCGUUCGAAAUGCUCCCAAUUUGCACUUCUUACUCUGCAUGGGCACGAAGCUGGUGCCAAAAGCGCGGAGGUAUUGUCUGGGACUCUGUAGAUGGGUAUGAUUUCUCGAUGAUUUUACUUCGACCGGAUAGGUGCAGUCGGGGAUACGUCUUCUCCGAGACAGAAGAGUGCAUUCUGUGUCCUGCGGGUACAUAUUCUGAGCGAUAUACACAGGUUUGCAGUGCCUGUCCGGCUGGUUCAUAUGGUCCUUCAGCUGGAGCGACCGCUUGUCUUAAAUGCCAUACGGGAUUUAAAUGCCCAAGUAGCUCGAUAGUACCAGUGAAAUGUCUAGCAGGCACAUUCGCUGAUGCUGGAUCAAGCGAAUGCUUCAAUGUGCCAGAGGGAUACGCUGGCCCAUUCGAUCAAAUGUCUCGAAGUGAUCUUUUACCAUGCACAAACGGGACUUAUUCUAAACCAGGACAACCAAGCUGCAGUCCUGUACCGGCUGGCUUUUAUUGUCUGCAACGCGGCGUUGCUUGUGGUUAUACAACCUUGAGUCCAUGCCCAUCCAGAAGUGUGUACUGUCCAGAAGGAAACAAUGGCCAAAUUAUCGUCCCACCUGGUUACUAUUCCGUCGGCUCAAUGGACAAUGAGCAACAGUCUGCAAUAUUACCAUGCCCCAGGGGCUACUACUGUCGGAAAGGUGUUGCGUAUCAAUGUCCACCAACACGAUUCGGUGAUCAAGUUGGUCUUACAAGCCCUCUUUGUUCGGACCGAUGUGCUACUGGGUGUGCGUGUAAAGCUGGCAGCGUCAGCAGAUGCCCCGAUGCUCCGAGGUAUCAAGAUCAAGUCAUGUUGUCUCCGGCUUCAAUUUCGUACACACUUGCACCAAUAUCCAAGCAGCCCAGUGAAAGUAUUGACUCUUUCUUUCAAGGCAUUUCUUUUGCGAUAAGCAAUGAAGCUGCAGUUGUCGUCGACGUUUUCGACUUUAAAGACAUUAAUCGUACAUUUUUUGGGACGGGCUGGCUGUCUGGAUUUGCUCACAACAUAACAAUAUCGUAUUUCGAGCAAUCUCAGGCCAAUAUGAUAUACGAGUUUCAAUUGCCAAUCGCUGGCUUCGAUUGGGGUGCUGUAGUAAUGCUUGAUGGAAGUAUAUUAGUUUCACGAUCUAGAAAUGGCACGCUCGCCUUUUCGUACAAGUCGUCAUGGGGUCAACAUUUCUUAACAAUAGUUGCAGCCGAAUCCCAAUUUGUCGCAAAAAGGUCGAUUUUAUUUCGAAAGUCACUAAAUGUGAGCUUUAGCAGUUUGCGGUGUGAUCUUUUGGAUGGACAAGCGAUAAUAUUGCAAAUUGACAUCAAUAUGUGCUCUGCUAAGUCUGUGGUCUGUGAAAGUGUGGCAAAAAUUAAUGGAGAUGUGGCGAAAACUCUUGCCCAAGCUCCAAAUUUUGUCGAUAUUUUAGUAUAUACUGGAAUGGGUUCUUUAAGCUCAAUAAUAACUAGUGAUGUUUCUACAACUGCCACUUACAUGUCAGUACUGUCUGGAGUGGAUGCUGGUGACAUUAUAAUUAUUGUUGGUAGAAAGACUGAGAUGUUACCAUUGUCGUUGCGUAGAUGGAUAAGCACUUAUGGUGUAUCCCAAGCAGCAAUUGAGUCUGCGUCCCCAGGCUUUGUGUUGGUGGCGGUCAGUGAUAAAACAAAAGCUGCCACAUUUGAAGUUGUGACAUCGGAAACGACGUAUUCGUCACAGUUGGUGCUGCCUCUUUAUCAGGCCAUAUCACACUAUAACUUUACCAGUGUUCCACCUGGCUACUAUUCUGUUCCUGAGAAUGUGUCCGAUGGUCGGCAAAAUGAGCUGCGAGUAUGUCCACACGGAUACAGCUGUUUAAACGGCGUCCGCACGCUUUCUUUUACAUUUCCUUAUUCGGUUUGUGUCGACAAUGUGCACACACUCAAUAUCAAUGAGAACGACAUUAAAUACGUUUCUGACGUGAGCUUUAGAGCCAAUAUCAAUCAUAGUGGUAUAUCUUAUCAACUGAGUGCCCCAGUUGACAAUAUAUUUUCAUUAGACGAGGAAAAUCGCGUGAAGCUUGAAAAAGCAUUAAACUUCGAAGCAAAAAAUAACUACGAUUUGACGUUGUUGCUUCAAGAAGCUCAAUCAACAGUGCCAUUUGCAGCUUGCCGAAUUCAUGUGAAUGUUAUUGAUGUUAACGAAGCCCCUUGCAUCACCGGUCAUGAAACCGCUCGUUAUAUAAAAGAAAAUGUUUUGCCACCUUUCUCGCUUUUGCCUGCCCUUGUUGUGAAUGAUCCUGACUUUUCUGAUUCUUACACACUCACAAUUGCUAGUGGAGGAAAUGGCAACUUUGUGAUUAAUCGAGAUGGCUUUAUCGUUGCAACUAAGCUAUUAAAUUUUGAAUCGACAUCCGAAUUUGUAUUGGGCAUUAUUGCCAGAGACGUGGGGGGCUCAGAAAGCCACGCCAACGUUACUAUCGUAGUUCAAGACGUUCCAGAACCACCACUUUGUACUUUUUUUGCUUUUAGCACGGCAGAAAACACAGCUGUUCGAGCAGCCAUUGGUAAUAUGCGUGAUCAUUCUUCAGACCCUGAUGUGGGCGACACUAUAACGUAUCAAAUGGUUUAUCAAAGUGUACCAGACUAUCUAACUAUUGACUCGACGAAUGGCACGAUAUCCUUACAAAAAGCUUUAGACUUUGAAAUUCAGGAUACAAUUCAAUUUGCAGCUCAACUUACAGAUAAGACAGGUCUUCAGACUACAUGUGACUAUAUCAUUGCUGUCACGGAUUCCAAUGAUGCCCCAGUAAUGUCAAGUGCAGUUUUUCGCGUAAUUGAAAACUGUGCAGGAAGAGAUUGUUUUGUUGGUGAUCUUAUUGAUUAUGCAUUUGACGAGGACAAAGGCGCAAAACUCACUUUCGGCUUGAUAUCGGGCAGUGAUUUAUUUUACCUUUAUGGAUCUCAGCUAUGGGUCGUCGGUAGUUUAAAUUAUGAAAAUGCUUCUGUUCUUUACAUAACUGUCUCUGUUAGUGAUGAAAAAAGUGGUCAUGACGAGGCAAACGUGGCAGUUCAGAUCAUCGACCAAAAUGAAGCCCCAAUUGGCUCAGUCUUUUCGAUGCGGCUCCAAGAAAAUAUUCCUGUCGGCACUAUUGUCUGCACAUUUGAGGCUAAUGAUCCAGAAGGUGACCAUCUAUCGUUUAUGAUCGUGCACGCCAGCACCGGAUUCGAAGAUUUAUUUGAAAUAGCAGGUGAUAACCUAAUGACGAAAGCCGUUAUUAAUUACGAAAGUAUGUCUGCUCAUUUAUUCCAUGCAAACAUAAGCAUAUGCGAUCCUUUUCAAUUAUGUACUGAAAUCGGACCCAAUUUGAUCGAAGUCAUAGAUGGUCCAGACGCGCCAACCUUUUUGAAAGCAGAUACAGCUUCUGUUCUAGAAUCAGCACCGAUCGGAUUCGCUGUUGAUGCUUAUUUUACGUUUUUGGAUGAAGAUGCAAACCAAAGUGCACGGCUCCAGUAUGCUAUCUAUUCUGGUGAUCCACAGAAUCAAUUCUCGAUAUCUAGCUCAACUAGACAGCUGACAGUGAUUUCCACGCUCAAUGCUGAAAUUGUAAGUAAAUACACAUUAGUUGUGCAAGCAACAGACGCAGAUGGGCUAGUUGGUCUCUCAGCUCCAAUACCAAUAGCCGUGGAAAUGGUACCAUCACCACCAUUUUUCGUUGGUAUCUCCAUUUCAAAAGCCAAUUACAACGUUGACAUCAGCCAGUUAAGCGAUGGAUCGUACACUGUAGUCUCUUUACCUAUAGCAGACCGAGAUCCGGGGCAAACUGGUGGGAUAUGUUCAAUUUUAACACAAUAUGACAAAUUCUCAAUUGAAACUACCCGUGAUGGAACGGCUUGCCUAUUAUCGGUCGUUCAACAUGUUUACAUUCCUGAAGUCAGUGGUGAUGAGCGUAUCAAUGUCGUGGUGCGAGUAACAGACACGAAAAAUACUUCAUCUUUUAGUGAGGUUGCGAUAAGCAUAUCAUCUCGCAACAAAAAUCGCCCACCUAAAUGCUCCGGCGCAGAAACUCAUCUUUUGGAAAAUUCACCAUAUGCUACUGUUGUUGGCGCAAUAAUUGGAAGUGACCCAGACGUCAUUGACAAAAUUUCUUUUUUCAUUGACUCAGGUGAUGACAGGGAUACCUUUCACAUGGAUGUUUUCAGUGGCAUUGUUACUGUAGGCACCACUUUACCCGAUUUCGAGAUUAAUAGCCGAUUUACGUUAAAAAUACGGGUUCAGGACGAUGCUGCAGCCAGUCUCGCUGGGUACUGUACCUUCGUCAUUAAUAUCAUGAAUGAAUUGGAGUCUCCGAUAUGUUCUAUUGUAGUGGUUCAUUCAAUUCCCGAAAAUGAUGCGCCAAAUGCUCGUGUUGGAGAUGCUCUCUGGAAAAGUUGCAUUGAUCCUGACACACUUCUGGGCACUUCCAAUGCUUUUCUUUUUGAGAUCGUUGAUGACACCUCAGCUUUUCAAGUCGACAUAAAUUCGGGUCAAGUGAGGACUACCAAAAUUCUUGAUUAUGAGCAGCAAACACUCCACAAAAUAUCACUUAUAGUGCGUAAUGUGUUUCGACCUGCUAAAAGCACACUUCUGGGCCUAACCGUAGAGGUGUCUGACGAAAAUGACCCUCCUCAAUUUUCAUUUCUGCCUGCCUUUCCAAGCUCUACACUUGGCUGUGUUGAAGUCCCGGAAACGUCUACGAUCGGUUCAUCAGUUGGUACCAUUGUUGUUUAUGACGAAGAUGCUGGCGAUGUAUGCACAGUCAUAUCUAUGCAUUCCCUAUUUUAUCUGGAGUCUGUUAAUUUGACAACGUACAACGUCCUUCUAAGUAGGCCUGUCGAUUACGAAACCCGUUCAUUGUAUUCGCUUCAAAUACUCGCAACAGAUUCUGCAAAGGUAUCCACGGCGUUUAAUGUCGACGUUCGAGUUUUAGACGUCAACGAGGCUCCUUACUUUGCAGAUGACCAGCACUUCUUUAUUGAGGAAAAUAGUGACAAGAACACAAUUUUGACAUCAAGAUUUCAUCCACGAGGUCCGUGCGAUAUCAUUGAAGAAGCCACCAAAAUUGAAGAAAAAGUUGCUUAUUCAUAUGGAAAUUGCUUACAGCACUGUUCACUCAGAAACAGUUGUGAAGCAGGCGUCUACAAACAUUCCUCCGCGCAAUGCUUCCUUUACAGAGCGAAACCGAGAUUGUGUGUGCCAUGCAAAGAUUGCGAAGGAUUUGAUAGUAUUGCCGAACGGUCAGCUAAUACCGCACUUCAAAUUACGAGUUAUACUGUUAACGUGCGUCAAGACAAGCUUAUGCAUGUUCCUGACGCCGACUUUACGCUGGAAUGUUGGGUUGCAAUCGAUUCAAACGAGGGGACGCUUCUGACUUGGAAUGACAAUAGCAAUACUUUAAGGGGUAUAGAGCUGAAUUAUCUUGAAGGAAACUUACGAGUCACUGUACAUGGUGUUGCGAUAAAUGUAAAAGCAGCGUUGAUGCCUAUGUCAUGGUAUCAUAUAGCUGUUUCUUUCGAUAGUAUUGAUGGUGAAAUAGUAGUGUACUUAAAUGGCGCAGUCGUUCUCCAGCAGAUAAUUUUUAUUCAUACAAGAGGUAUCUGGAGCUCGUCAGCUGCGCUAACGGUUGGCAACUGCGCUUAUAAAACAAGUUGCCCACUUAGGCCUUUUACCUUUUCAAUUGACGAACUGCGGGUAUGGAAAACCGUGAGAGGACCUUAUGCCAUACGAUCAAACAUGGCACGCUCACUUAAUCCAGAUCAGCCUUCUUUACUUGCUUUUUUCAGGUUUAACGGCGAUCUAAUUGAUUCAACAUUAAGUAGAUCUAGUCUGUCUACUCCGGACGGUAACGACGCACAAUUCGGCAGAGCUCCGAGUAUCAGUGAGUCGAUUGAGCUUAUGGCUAAGAAAUGGCGCUUAGUCGUUUUAUCGGGCAAUGAGGCUCUUUCAUUUGGAAUCGCAGAACUUGAUUGGUUUUCGGAAGGCAGAAAAGUUAACAUGUUGACAGACCUUUCGAGCUUUAAUUCAUCAAGCGACUCAAGUAUACAAAAUGCCAUUGACGGAGAUCCAAGCACUGUAUCCUACAUUGGUGCAGAUAUAGCGGGUGGCACUGGUUUAUGGAUUGAGUUCGUUUUCCAGACUAAAGUUGGUGCUUCUAAAGUCGUCCUCGAUACGGAUAGCAAUCUUACUCACUGCGUGUCCGUUGUGGCAAUUCAAUGCUGGGAUGAUGAAGAAUACGAUUGGAAAGUAUCGUCGUAUUUUCGAAACAUUGAUAGGCCAUCCUCGCGCUUUGCUUCGUACGCCCCGACGCAGUACGUCCGAGCAGAUGACGACGACUUUGACAUGUCUUAUCUGAUGUACACUUUAAAAAGCGCUGAAUAUGCUUCAAUAUUCGAAGUGGAUAGCGUGACGGGUCACAUCAAAACCAACGACUUCACACUUGAUUACGAAAGCCAGAAGUUCUAUGAGCUUCAUAUAGGUGUCGAAGAUAGUGGUAACCUACUUGCGUUGACAGUAGUUAUGAUAUGGAUCGUGGACGUAAAUGAAGCUCCUGUGCUGGUGCCAGACACCAUUUUUCAAGUAUCAGAGACCGCGACGUCCGGUACAUUGCUUGGACGAAUCAAUUUGUAUGAUCCUGAUAAUGACGAGUUAGCUGUAUCGAUAGUCGAAGGCAACUAUCGUGAUGCGUUCUCCAUUGUGAUGAAUUCGGUCAUGGUAGCAAACGCCACAUUAAAUUACGAAACGUACCCGACGUACUUGCUGAAGCUGAAUAUCAAAGAACUACGCAGUGAGACCCCGCUCUCCACGUACGAACACCUUACUGUUCACGUACGUGACAUCAAUGAGGCUCCUACUACCAACAAUCAGACCAAGAUUGUUUUUGAAAAUAGUAAGGCUGGGUCUUUGGUUGGUAGUCCUCUUCUCGCUUUUGAUCCUGAUUUCGCUCAAAACUUGUCCUUCGCUAUCAUUGGUGGGAAUGACGAUAGUUUCUUCGCAGUGGACUCGUUCACAGGUCAACUUCGGGUAGGUCAAGGCCCUUUACAAAAGUUUAGUGGGUGCUUCUCGCAGCUUCGCAAUGGAUUGUUAGAGUCAAUCAGUUUAUAUGGGAGUAUGCAUCCUUUUUUCGACUGCUACAACCGGUGUGCGCCGUUUCAAUUUAUGGCUAUCGGCUUUCGCUACGAGUGCUGGUGUGCCAACGUGGAACCUGGUCUGACAGGAAAUCGCUUUGCACAGGCCGCUUGUGAUUUCGUAUGUAAUGAUGCGUCAGGAAAAAGUUGUGGUGGGACGGGUUUGUACGCCGUUUACCAGCUGGGUGCCCAAUUAGAUUUUGAAAAGACCAACAGCUAUCAAUUAGUGCUCCAAGUAUCCGAUGAUGGACUUCCUGUACUUUCUUCUGUGUUCAGCGUCACGGUUGAUGUAAUUGACGUCAAUGAGACCCCCAAAAUAAUCACCUCGGACGUCUUUGUUUAUGAAGGUUCGACUGGAAACGUGAAUUUGUCAAAAGCUCUAUUCUUGACAGAUGAAGACACUAAAGAUGUCUUAAAAAUAUCACUCGUCUGGUGUGAUGAGCCUCUAUGCCCUUUCAGCUAUGAUUGCGAUAACAACCAAUUGAUUGUUAACCGUGCACUUGAUUAUGAGCAAAACGAUGCCGUUAUGCUAACCUUUCGAGUGCAUGAUGACGCAGCACUUUUUUCUGACGCCAACUUGACUGUUUUUGUUCGCGAUGUCAACGAACAUCCUAUCAUUCUUGAUGCUGCUUUAGCGCUGCGAGAAAACGUGCCAACUGGUACCCUCGUUGGGCUACCGAUUGCGGCGUAUGACCCGGAUUUAGGAAGCAGCGUCGAAUUUGCGAUUGUUUCUCAAAGUCUGGAUGGCUGCUUGCAAAUUGGAACUCUGUCAGGACAAUUAUUAGUUGCAACGAUGUCUUGCUUUGAUUAUGAAUCUUUUCUCUUCGACAAUUUAAAACCUCCUGGUUUUAGCGUGAUACCUCUACAAGAUGCAGACCAAAUAAAUUUGGUUGGGGUUAAUUUUAAUGGUGAGCUGAAAAACCAAGCUUUAGUAGGGUUGCUUUACACAAUUAGUGCAGAAGGACAUUCUGUGCUUGGAUCAAUACUACAAGAGCUCGUACUCGUCCGUGUCGAUUUGUCAGGGAAUACAUAUUAUGCUGUUAAUGCUACCGUCUCAACCCUGGUUAAUAAUGAAACCAUUACUGGAGAACUGUUUUUUGAGCUUCCACGAUUACGUAUCGGUCAUGUUCUUGAUGUGAAGAUGAAGAACACAGAGUGGAAGCGAAUAUUUGACGUAGCAAAGCUCAAGAAAUCUUUUCACGUGACAGUUGCAGUCCAUGACUCGUCAGCAGAAGCACUAUCUGCAACGAGAAUGUUUAGCAUUGAUUUGUUAAAUCAGAAAGAACCCCCCAUUUUACUAUCUAAUGCCAUUGCUAUAGUAGCUGAAAACGUUCCAAUGGGCUCUUCGAUAGAACCACAGGUUCAGACUCUAUUUGAUGAUGUUGAUGGAUUAGCUAGCUUACAUUUUUCACUGUUAGCCCAAAGUAUUCCUGGCUCAUUCUAUUUUGAUUAUUCCACCGGCCAUUUGCAUGUAGGAGGCCGAGGAAUAAAUUUUGAGGAGAGAUCGGAACAUGUUCUUAACGUCACAAUUUCGGAUGAAGGUUUUGUCACAAGCUAUAGUAUUACAGUGUCAGUGCAGGAUACGAAUGACCCGCCACGUGUCACAUGCCCACACCUCCAUGUUAGUGAAAGUGCACCUGCUAAUACACAGCUUUCAGAGGCUGUGAUUGCCAUUGACGAAGAUGUGCACGAUAUAGAUUUCACUUAUCGUGUUCAGAACGAAACAGAAAUGUUUUCGAUUAGCAGUGAUGGAAAACUGAUUUUGAAACAGCCUGUGGACUAUGAAUCACUACAAUUCUAUUAUGUUGCGGUAAAAGCUACUGACCGCGGUGGGUUAAGUGGUGAGUGUGUCACCUUAGUAGAGAUUGUCGAUGUGAACGAGCCUCCAGCUGGUCCAUUAUUUUACAAUGGCUCGAUAUACCAAAGUGCACCUCUGGAUCACCGCGUCUUAAAAUUGGGAUUACACGACCCGGAAGGAAAAUCACUCAGGCUCACCGUUGUAAAUUCAACGGUUGGUCAGGACAAUUUUGAUAUAUCAGACGAUCAAAUUCUUUACGUGAAAAAUACUGCGAGACUUUUGGAGGCUGCCCAAGUCAUGCUAUCAAUUGAUGUGAGCGAUGGAUAUAAUAGUGUGCAAGUUAUCUGCUUAGUGUCAUUUUUGGCUAGCCCCCCGCCAAUUAUAUGUUUGGAAAAAGUUCAAAGCUUUUCGGUAUCUGAAAAUGCUGUGGAUACCACUGUUGGUCAGGUUUUUGUCCUGCCGUCGUCGUACUUGCUGGUCAGAUAUGUACUUCAGGACUCGUCGGUACCAUUUAUUCUAAAUAGCAACACUGGUGAGGUCAAAAUUAAUAACCUUCUGUCUCUUGACUACGAGCGCCAAACCAGCUAUUCUCUGAUUGCUGCUAUCUACUAUUCUGCAUCGGACUAUAUUGUCUGUCCAUUUGUAGUACGGGUACUUGAUGUCAAUGAACCUCCUUCUUGCUUUAUGCAGUCGGCGUAUAUUCGCGAGAAUCAGGCUGGAUACGAUCAGUGGAUACUACAGAGAGAAGUUGUAGACCCUGAAGGUGGUUUUUUGACAUACUUUUUGAGCCCAAACAGUAUCUUUUAUUCAAACGAAAGUGGCGCUCUGUUUGCUAGCGAUCUAUCACUAAUUAACUAUGAAGCUCAACCGUAUCAUGCAAUAUUCAUGUCCGUAAGUGACAGGGUCAACACUGUGCUAUGCCCCAUCAGCAUUUACGUUGUUGAUGCGAAUGACUGUCCCUCCAUCAUGAGUGCAACGCGAUAUAUAUUUGAAAAUAGUGUGAUCGGUGCGACGGUUAAUUCUGCUAUCGUAGUUCGUGAUGAAGACUAUAAUUUUCAAGAUCAUGGACGAAUUACGUUCUCAGUCGACUCUGAUAUCUUUGCGAUUGGAACUUCAACAGGGGUACUAGAGGUAGCCAACUCAUCCAAACUAAAUUACGAAGUACUCAACCAAGUUGAUUUAAUUGUUUACGCGAUGGAUGAUGCAGUGGAGCCUUGCACAUCAAAUGCUACUGUUACAGUGAUAAUUAUCAACGUAAAUGAGCCACCCACAAUUGUGGCUUGCCAAUUUGGCUCGGUCCUUGAGUAUACAAGAGCACUAUCACAAGACCCAUCGGUUGCGGUCCUGAAUGUAACAGCGUACGACUCGGACAAAGACGAUAAGCUUUUGUUUUCCCUAAUCUCGAAUUCUGCAAGUCAUCUCUUUCGUAUAGAUGUUGGAACUGGACAAAUUUAUGUAACAGAUACGAUGGCGUUUGACUUUGAGACGCAAAGCGCGUAUUAUCUUGACGUGAAAGUGACAGAUGUGGGCGAACUUAUCGACACUCAGCAAGUAGAAAUACGUGUUAUCGACACAAAUGAAGCUCCUACUUUCGAACUAUAUAGCGGGUCUGUUUCUGAAAAUAGCCCCGAGAAUACUGCAAUUUUAAGUCCUUCGGACACGAUUGCUAUUGAUCCAGAAAAUGACAAUGUCAUGUACCAUAUUGAUGCAGCCACAACUUUACCUUUUGGAUUUAAAGACAAUCAACUCGUAGUUUCUCGUGCUCAGCUAGAUUACGAAACAAGAUCUCAAUAUACCAUCAUAAUACAUGCUUGUGAUUCAAGAAAUGCAUGCUCUGAUGCUAGCUUUAUUAUCAGGGUUGAAGAUGUGAACGAGCCGCCUAUUAUCUUUCCAACACAAGCCAGUAUUAAUGAGAAUGCUAUCGAAAAUGCGCUGGUGGGCUCCCCAGUGCUAGCAUCAGAUCCUGAUAUCGGACAGCAUCUCCUCUUUACAAUUGCAAACGGAAACUCGCAUGACCUUUUCGGAAUUCAGCCCUGUAACGGACAAAUAUAUGUUAAGCGCUCAAACUCAAUUGAUUUUGAACGAUCGUCAGCCUACCAAAUUGUCAUUGUUGUAAGCGACAGUGGCUUACCGUCAAUGAAUUCAUCAGCUACAAUAACAAUCAAAAUUUUGGACACGAAUGAAGCACCAGUGGUUACAGCCGACUAUGUCAUUAAGGUUGAAACUAAAAAUGUGAGCGCUGAGUCCACCAAUAUUCGAACCGGAUCAAAUAUUGCAGCGAUCAUUCGAUCUGCUGACCAAUCAACUGGGUUUUGUAGCAGUAUUAUUGAAAGCCUGACAAGAAUCUCUAAUCAAGCGGUUUGUUUCGGUGGGCUUCCAGGAGAAUUCGGUGCAAUAAUUGAGUUUAAAUUUCUCUUACGCAUAAAGUCCGUUGUAACUUUCCGAAUUUUGGCUGGGGUUGCAAUAAACGCCAUAUUCUUAAUCGACAACCUUCCUCACCCAUCCCAAUCUCGUUUCCGUCCUGGCUUUGAUAUGCAAUAUUGCGAUGAGUUUUUGGCUGGAGAACUACAUCGCGGAAUUCACAGUGUAGUGAUUUACAUUUAUUCAUCAUCAGAUAAUCCCAUUUCAGUCGAGCUAAAGAUAAACUUAGACAGCUGGAUGCCAGUUUCUGUUCACAGUUUUGAUGGCUUGGUCGAAGAAGUGGUUGAGCGAUCAAUUUAUGAAAAUAGCGCACCUGGUACGGCGAUAGAGAAUGCUGUUCAAGCGAUCGACGAAGACGUCGACUCAAAACUCUAUUAUGCUAUUAUUGAGCAAGAAUCACCGGGUUUUUUUAUCAUUGACAAUGAAACGGGCCAACUAUUUUAUAACUUCAACUUAAGUCAGACAUUGGAUUUCGAGACCAAAGCCACAUACCGAUUGCUACUUCAGGUCACUGACCUUGAAUUAACAACUAUAGAAUGGAUACUCAUAAAUGUAGUGGAUGUAAACGAGCCUCCCGUUCUGUCAAGUCCUCAAGUGUUUUCUGUGACAGAAAAUUCAGAGGCUUAUGUUUCAAUCGGCACUCCUCUAUCUCCGAUGGAUCCUGAAAGAGUUAUUGGAAAUUUCACUUUUCUCAUCAUCUCAACAAAUGAGCUAACUCGUGUUCCGUUUGAACUCUCUCCAUAUGGGCAGUUCUUUGUUGCAGCUAAUGGUGAUUUUGACUUCGAAACACGGGCUCAGUACCAUCUGCAAGUAAUAAUUACUGAUUCUGACAGUCUGUCAGUAACCGUUAAGGUAAUUAUUAAUGUCAUAGACGUCAAUGAACCUCCAACAGCAUCCGUCACAGUAUCUCCACUAAUGGAGAAUUCGCCGCAAGGAACGAUUGUUGCCCUCGUACAAGCAGCCGAUCCUGAAAAUGAUACACUUUUCUUUACUUACGCCUCUACUUUUGCUGAUGAUAUUAACAGUACUGCUUUUCGAAUUGUCCAUAUAUCAUCGUCUAGCGCUCAAAUUGAAGUGAGAAAUGCUCAAGUCAAUUUCGAGCAACAACGAAGCUUUGUGAUGUCUGUUAAUGUGAUGGAUACAAGUGAAAAUAGUCUUUCGGUUUCCCUGACCUUUUUGGUGGCUGUAAUCGAUGUGAACGAGCCGCCGCAAAUUGUCACUGAAUCUCCAUUUUACAUGAGCAUUCCAGAAAAUAGUCCAAAUGGCUCAUUUAUUGGUACUUCUUUAAACAAAUAUUUCUUAGACCAAGACAUCGGUGACAGCAUUGCGUUGAAGUUAUUGUCUUCAUUUCCUGUGCACGAAGCUUUAACCGUUGCCCAAACGGGUCAAAUAUCAGUUCAAGACUCUAGCCUUUUAGAUUAUGAAUCGCAAAGAGUCAUUCAGCUCUCAUGCCAGGCAUCCGAUAAUGGCGGAAACAAGAUUGGAUUCUUGGUUUAUGUCGAAAUCACCAAUGUGAACGAAACCCCAUAUUUUACUGAGACGGUGAUUCAGAUCAACAUUCCUGAUUCAUCAGCUCUCGGUACCGAAGUAUUUCAUGCAAGCGCGCUGGAUCCUGAUAAUAAUGGUGUUGAUUUGCGAUACAAAAUGGUCAGCGACACUUCCACACAAAUUUUUUUUUUGAGUGAUAUGGGCGUGCUCACAACCACGCGGAAACUUGAGGCAAUGGAAAAGUUCAAUAUUUCUGUAGAUGCCAUUGAUACGUUUGGUAGUGGACUGCAUUCACAAACAAACCAGCUUUUGAUGAUAUCGGUAAGCGGUAUCAACUCGCCCCCAGUUCUCGACGAUUUUGUGUUUCACGUUCCAGAGAAUGUUGAAAUUGGGACCCGAUUUGGGCAGGUUUGGGGUUUUGACUCAUACCCCGGAAGCGUUUUGUCCUUUUCUACUGUACCUAAAACAGAUAGAAUUGGUUUUCGCCAUGUCAGCAGAAAUACUUCAGACGUUUACAUUUGGGCACCAGCAUUAAACUUUGAGGCUGAGCCGCUAAUCACUUUCAUUCUUUGCGCAACGGAUGAUGGAGCAAGAAAUGAUUACAUCGCAGUGAUGAAGAGCUGUGCAAAUCUCACUUUAUAUGUCGAUGACGUAAAUGAGCCCCCUAAGUUUGAUCCUUUGGCUCAGACAGCACGAGUAGUUACUGAGAUUGCGCAACUGGACGAAGGCAUUGAUGGUAACCUUCACUUUAUGGCUUCUGGGGGCAAGUUUUUCGGCAAUAUUUCUCAUGACCUUCUCAUUGAUGGGCACUAUGACUUUGUGUUUGGAGAUUUAGACUUCAGCGCGGCCAUGAGUGUGCGCACCACGUCAAAUGGAGGAAACAUAUUGCAUCUUCGUGGGUUCACAGAUAAUGAUCAUUUCGAUGUUUCAAUCGACACCAGUGGAAGAGUUAAAGUUACCAGCAGCUCCUUUACUGCACUAGGGAGUCAUGAUUUGACGGACGGUAAUUGGCAUUAUGUAGCUAUCGUUUCAACUGUUAGUGACCAUUAUCUCAGAAUUUACGUUGACGGCCGUCUUGAUACUACCAGUAAUGCAUUUUUGAAGGCACCAGUUAUCGCACAGCAUGCAUACUUGUCGUCGCCUACUGCAAUGUUCAUGGGGUGGAUUUCACGAUUCCAUUAUUUUUCUGGUGCAAUAUCUUACGCUCAAGUUCAAGAGCUCAUGUCCUACUCAGUGCCUACUUUCUAUAGUAUUGCGAAUUUGAAUCGCUAUUCGGCAAGCCAAUACUGUACCAGUCAAAGCUUGCGUCUGUGUGACUUAAUGGAUUUGGAGAUGGUCUGCGUUCAUUCUCAAGAUGAGCAUGCAACGUUCCCGUCAGCAAGCCAAGGAUCGAUAACGGUCCCUGCUUGCUCUAACAAAGCUACAAAUGCAGAGCAAAAUGCAGGCAACGCCACGUUUGCAUGCUGUUCAAAAUAUUCCGACAGCAAACUUAUCGGCACUUUAACGCGUCCAAUUCUUAGGACGGAUGCUCUGUCAGCAAGUAGCUUUCUUUACAACAGCGAGCGUCAUGGUUAUGGCUAUGAAGGGCUCAAUGUUGUCCGUAGCGACAAUGUCAAUGGGUCGUGGUGUCCUCAAUCGACAUUUUCUUCAGAAUGGCUUCAGAUUGACUUUCCGAAGCCGACAAUAAUCUCUCGUAUUGAGCUUUUCUCGGGGAGUGAUAUCAACAAAAACAUUGGAUACCUGAAAUCGUUCCAAAUAGCCUGGCGGCGUUCAAAAAGUGAAGCCUUUGUAAAGCUGAAAGACAAAUUAGGCAUAGCAAUUGAAUUCAUGGCGUUGAACUCUGGGGCAAAUUACUCGGUCACGGCUAAUGUAGCACUGCCCAAUCUGAUUGCUAGUGGGGUACGAGUUUGUCCUAUUAGCUGGUUUGGCAGCGCAUGUAUGCGCCUUGAGUUGUAUGGACCUGAUGCAGAUUUCCCCAUACCAAACAAUCUGAAUGCAAUUGAUGAAGAAGUAAAUCAAAUCUUGCGAUACCAUCUUCGCGAGUCUGAACGACCGUCGGGUGUUCAGAUUGAUACACAAUCAGGGCUGCUAUCUGUGCGUCGACGCUGGAUAGAUUUUGAAAUGCAGAGGUCAUGGCGGUUUACGGCGGAAGUUUAUGACGAGUAUGGUCUUAGCGAUAGCGUCACAGCUUCAAUCGAUAUUAUUGAUGCUAACGAUGCACCUGGUUCCAUUCGAACAAAGUUCACAUUGGCAGAAAAUGCUGCCGAAGGCUCAAUUAUUGGGUCAUUUGAAAUGAAGUCGAUCGAAAUGACCGAGAAGGUCACAGCUCAAAUUAUUGAUGCUGAUUGCCCAUUUACGUUCGACCAUCUUUCUGGCAGAAUGGCAGUUCAUGAUGCUGCAAUAUUUGAUUUUGAGACUAAUAGAGUUGUCCAUUGUAUUCUUUUGGUCUCGGAUGAUGCGCUACUUCCACGCUCGACAUACAGCCGAAUCGCUAUACAUCUAAUCGAUGUGAACGAUUUACCAGAGAUUUUGAUCGGGCAACGGGGUUUCAUUCGGGAAAAUGCCCACAGAGAAGAUUUUGUCAUGACGAUUCAAGCUAUUGACUAUGAUGUCAACCCAACUUGGUCCACAUUGCGAUUCAGUUUGCUUGAUCCAAGCGUGUUUACAAUAAAUUCGCUGUCAGGAAGUAUUACUGUACUCAAGCCCGAAGAUCUUGAUUUCGAAACCAACUCUGAGCUCACUGUUCAGGUUCAAGUGAUGGAUGGUGGAUUUUUGACGGUACAAUCCACCAUUUAUGUUUCUGUGUUAAACGAAGAAGAGGCUCCGCAAAUGCUUGAUCUUUACAGUCUUAUUGUCCCGGAGAAUGCAGCUGUUCCUAGGUCUCUACUUCUUGUCAAUGCGACCGAUCCCGACGGAAUAUCUCAUGAAAAGUUAUCGUACUCGAUAGUGGACGAUGUGGUAGGAUUUACGAUUGACGAAAUGAGUGGAGAGCUAGUACUUCGUACGACACUGGAUUUUGAAUUAAUGCAUCCGUUACGCUUCGUUGUAAAAGUUUCAAAGAGGGGGACUGCAUUGCAUGUCAACUCAACGAUAGUUAUUGUGAUUGCUGACCUGAAUGAGCCCCCUAGUCUAUAUACUGGGACGCAUGUCGAAAUAUCAGCACCAGAAAAUAUGAUUGAGGGCCAGCCAUUUGGAUCUGCACUGUCUUCUCAUGUCUGGGAUCCAGAAAAUAACUCGCUUAGCUACGUUCUGGAAGCUUCCGAGUAUUCACCACACUUCAUGCUUGAUCAAUGUACUGGACAAUUUCGGUCUAAACAACCUCUGGAUUUUGAAGCGAUGCCAAAAACAAUAAGUUUGUUCGUGUUUGUUUAUGAUUCUAGUAGAGCUCAGCUACGUCUUCCUGUUCUGGUCGCAGUUCUUGACGUUAACGAACGGCCUGUAUACCAGCAAUCUCAGUAUACCUUCGCUGUUGUGGAAAAUACUGUUGGCGAAGCCAUCGUAGGCGUGAUUACUGCAUCUGAUCCGGAUAUGAAUGAUCGAGUGUAUUAUAAAUUUAAAGAUGCUUUCGGAGACGGCCCAUUUCAGAUCCAUUCCGCAACAGGCGAGCUGAUUGUGUCAUCAGCCGCUUUGCUGGAUUUCGAAACUCAAAGAUUGUAUACAUUUGCAGUCUGCGCUACAGACGGUCUUCUAGAGACAUGUACGGUGGUCUGGAUCAACUUGCUUGAUAUUAAUGAGCCACCUGUUUGUCAGUCUGAAGUGCGAUUUAUUAGUGAAAAUAGUCCUGUUGGGACAAAAAUUACACCUCCAUUUACAAGUAUUGACUUUGAUACGAUGGAUCGAUCGUCGCAUCCAUUUUAUAAUCUAAUCGAUGAAGAAGGGAUUGGUGGCUUUCGAUUUGAUAAUGCAUCUCUCAUACUACAGGGCUUGUUGUUAGACUUCGAAGCUCGAGAUAGCUAUAAAUUUCAAUUUUCGGCCUGUGAUGCGGCUAGUUCUUGUAACACUUGCGAUCUAACAAUUCGUGUUGAAGAUAUAAAUGAACAUCCCGAAAUGUAUAUUCAGGAAGUGGAAGUUUUAGAAGGUACUACUGGGGCAUUUCACUCGAUAAAAGCCUUUGACCCGGAUUUAAAUCAAACAAGUACCCUCGUAUUCGAAAUUGUCGAUCAGUCUCUUGUAAAUCUUUUUAGCGUGGAGCGAAGCAAUGGAUCAGUCAGCGUCACCCAUUCGAAAUUACUCGACUAUGAGACUCUAGAACUACAUCAAGCAUGGAUCAAUGUGCGUGUGACUGAUACAGGAUUGCCACCUCUGGCUUCAACCGGCCAUCUGAUAUUUAAUAUUUUAGAUAUCAACGAGGCACCAACAAGUACUACAUUGUUGGAUGUAGCGGUCCCAGAAAACGCGGCUGCUGGAAAGUUGAUUACCACCUGGCGUGCCCAAGACGAGGACUUUGAUCAGCAGCUGUCAUACCAAGUGAUUAGUGAAGAAUACGCUGGUAUCAUUAGGUUUCGUGGUAAUGACAGCCCUGACAUUAUUUUGAAUGCUUCUUUAGACUAUGAGAGUCUUUCUUAUUAUGAAAUGACAUUGCGCGCAUGCGAUCCGUACGCGAUCUGUACAACAGGCCUUCUUCGAAUUACGAUCAAUGACUGCAAUGAACCCCCUUCUUUUCUACAUACCGAUACUGAUAAUAAAUUUGCAGUAGCUAGACAUGCCACACCAGGAACUGUGGUUGGAAUUUUGCAGGCAACCGAUCCAGAUCGUGUGGAUAUGCUCUCAUUUUCUCUCAUACCAUCCGAAAGCGUGUGGUUAUCGGGUUUAGAAGACGGAACGGGAACGUUUAUUGUUAAUCAACACACUGGUGAACUAUCUGUGGCGUCUCAACAAAGCUCUCACCAGCUUCAAACAAAUCUUAGCUUUCUGAUAACAGUGCAAGUGACUGAUUCAAAGCAACUCUCGGUUAAUCGCACAAUUACCAUUGAUGUGAUAGCAAACAACGCGGCACCUAUCUGCCAAAAAGGACUUUUGGUCUACAUGGAUGAAAAUGCCGCUGUUGACACUCCUGUUGGAUUACCAUUAUCUUCUUACGUGACAGAUGCGGACGCUGGAACUACUUUUGUGUUCGCACUUCAACAUCCAUUUCUCUCCGUGAAUCCAAGUAGUGGCCAGCUAUUCGUGACUAGUCAAACCAAUCUAGACUUCGAAUCUACUAUUUCUAAUUCAACGACAGUUAGUGUUGCUGUAGAGGACGAUGGUGCAUACCACAACAAUCUUGACACCCUGGCCACGAGUUGCAUCGUAUCAAUUACAGCGAUAGAUGUCAAUGAAGCCCCAAAAACCACCAACCUUUCUCUUGCUAUAACAGAAGGUAUUAAUUCUAAUCCAUCACGCGUUCUAAGAACCGAAAUGAUCUAUUUUCCUAUCAUUUCCUCACAAGAUGACUAUAUGUUCGCCAAGAAUAUGGCUGGCGAUUACACAAUAGACGUAUCUCGAAAAACCCUUCCAAUGGGUUACGACUCAUUCAGUCAAAUACCAGUCGGAAUUAUUCUCCGAUUUCAAAGUGUUCAUCUUGCGGACGUGAUUGAUCAUCUUACGCUGGCUCAACUAAAACUUUAUGUUCCGUCUGGAAGAAUUGGUCCGUUUUCAAUGCAAAUACGAGUCAUCAACGAGUCUAGGCUCAUCAACGAGUUUAGACAUCAAUGGGUAUCACAUCAAGAGUUAAAAGACUUGGGCAUGCCGGCUUUCGUUGAUUGGACGUUGGAAAAAGAGGUAUCAUCAACUACAAUUUGGUCUCCAAGUAUUAUGUCGCUCCUCGUUGAGGUGACGCCUUACAUCAAAAGCAACUCUGAGGUGGUCAUCCUCAUGACAGGAGGGGGAAUCGGAGAGGUGAGCACCUUCGAUAGCGAAGCCAGUUCGGCUGCAGUUUUGGAAGUGACAGUAGCUCAAGUAUCAAAAGUAUCUGUUACAGGUGGAAACGUGCCCUUUGCUGAUCCGGAUGCCGAGGACAGGGUUCAAUUUGCCGUCAUAAAACAAAACUCGCAAUUUUCUGUGUUUUUUGUCGACAAGAGUACCGGUGCAAUCGCUGCGAAUAUCGAAUUGUUAGACUAUGAGAUACAAAACAGCUAUGAGCUUUUGAUUUCGAUUACAGAUCAGGAGGGGCUUGCUGACGUGUCUACAGUCCAUAUUGCCAUUGUGGAUAUAAAUGAGCCGCCAGUUGUCAGCGAAACAAUUUGCUAUGUUGCAGAAAACACACCUGUAGGGUCACCGGUUUGCUCUAUUCACGCCUUCGAUCCGGACAGCUCACAGCAAGCGAACGGUAAACUAGUGUACUAUCUUUUACAAUCGAGCAAUGAUCAGGAUAGAACGUUUCAGAUCGACUCAGCUUCAGGGAUGCUGAUUAUCAUAGAUUCAACUCUUUUAAAUUUUGAAGAUAGGCAGUCCUUAGUCACAACAAUUUGCGCAAAAGAUGGAGGGACUCCAGCACUCAGCGGAUGUGCCACUGUGACAAUACAUAUUACAGAUGUCAAUGAUGCACCACAAACGAUUACCCCUCAUAUGUGCGAAAUGGAUGAAGUUUUGAAUGAUUUGACGAAUGAACAACUGAGCCGACUAGUUGGCACGGCUGUUUGUAAUCUCACAAUUUUCGAUGAGGACUCUGGCAGUGAAAAUCCGUACUGGACGAGUCACGUUUGGCAGAUGGCUGAAGCGGAUAUUGGCUGCCCAUUUAAUCUCAGUUCCCGUGGUCAAAUUGUGGUUGUGAAUCCUCGUCGCGUCGAUUAUGAAGAACAGACGAAAUGGUCUCUUCUUGUACAAGCAAUGGAUUUGGGGGGCCUUUCAAGCCCUCCGCAAAAAAUCGAAGUGCUUAUUUCUGAUAGGAACGAAAAGCCGCAGGUAAUGGCAACAACGUUUUACAUCGAUGAGAAUUCGCUUGUUGGAUCCCUAGCAAUGGGAAAUAUCACAAUAUUUGACCCGGAUAUGCAACACAGUGGUCACCCUGACACUGUUUUUCUCAGCUUGGUGAGCGAAAUUGAUGUGUUUGAUAUUGUUGACAACAGAAUACAAAUGGAGCACGGUCGAUUGGACUUUGAAACUAAGUCUUUGUACGUAGUUUCAGUUGUGGCAACAGAUGUUUUAGGAGCAAAAAGUAAUGUUCAAAACAUUGAUGUCGUGGUAAAUGAUGUCAAUGAAGCACCGACUAUCGACCCCAUGCAGGUUUCUAUCCCUGAAAACCAACCCAUGUAUACGAAAAUCAUGCCAGCUGUCAAAGCUAACGAUCCUGAUGGCGAUAAUGUUAUUUUCACUUUGGUUUCGGAAUCUUCAAUUGGGGUCGGCACGCGAACUACAAGCGCAUUUGGGAUUAAUGCGAUAGAUGGUGUUUUAUUCCAGCAACUAGAUCAUCUAAACUUUGAAGAUAUCAAGGAAUAUGAUUUGAUCGUGAAGGCACGAGAUAGCGCAGGACUAUUUACACUUACCAAUAUAUCAAUUAAAAUCACCGACGUUAAUGAAGCACCUAGCAUUCACCAUCAACUUGUCAGUAUCCGUGAAGAUACAAGUGUUGGCACGUCAGUUGGACAAGCAUUCGCUACGCUUUCAUCAGAUCCAGAUUUACAGAAUGGACUCGAAAUGUUAACAUUUACCCUGAUCAAUGCAAGCCAAUAUCCCUUUUCAGUUGACUCAAAAUCGGGUAAAGGCACGAUCACCGGACCUUUGAAUUUCGAAAUAAUUUCAAUAUAUAAUUUGUGCGUGCGCGUCACUGACUUAAACGGUCUAUGGGAUGAAGCAGAUUUCGUCAUAAGGGUCAUCGAUGUCAAUGAGCCUCCAAUUUUUCCUGGCCCUUUCAUUAUAUCCGCGCGAGAAGAUUUGGUACCAGGAUCUUUGCUCGGUGAAGCUGUCGUAGCCUUUGAUUUGGAUGCAGGGUCAAAGGUUCAGUACGAUCUCGAAGGAACAAGUGACAUUGUAUCCGCUUGCAUCACAAUCAAUCAAUCUACUGGGCAGCUUGCUUUAAAAAGUAUUUGCUUUCUAGAUCAUGAAGCGUCUACGGGAAAUACUUUGCUGGUAGUUGUACGAGCUCUAGACGGAGAGAAUACGGUAUCGACAAAUGGGACAAUCUACAUUACUGACGUUAACGAAGCGCCGGUGUUUGUAGCCUCGAAACCAGUAUCUCUUAGCGAAAAUUCUCCUGACGGAACAGUGGUCAUUUUUGUCGUGGUCCAGGACCCUGACAUCUACGAGAAUCACGAUUUCUUUAUAUGUGAGCAAAGCAACUUAGACACGUUUCGAAUUCAUGCGACAGGAGUAAAUACUGCAAAAAUUGUAGUAAAUGACUCCAGUGUGCUAGACUUUGAAAAGCACCCCGAGCUUUGGGUAGAUGCGUGUGUCAGAGAUAAAGGACAGUUGGAGGCAAGGGCGCGGUAUACUAUUAGACUUGCCAAUGUGUUUGAGCCACCAUACUUUGUCCAGGACACUGUUCAAUUUACGACUCAGGAGUCGAUUUCUGUUGGGACCGAUAUUGGAUCGACGCUAUCUCGCUAUAUUAUUGACGAAGAGAACUUGAUAUCCAUCGCGGAGUGUUCAAAUGAAAUGAUCAUUAAAAACAGCACGUGUGGGCGUCGAGUCUCUUUUUCCUUGAGUGACUGUGGUCGGAUGUUUUUGAGUGAUGGUGAGUUGGACUACGAAACUAUGCCCACGUGUGUGGUAUAUGUUUCUCUUCCUGCUGCAGAACUAUACAAUACGAACACCUCAAAUUUGCCUCUCGCAAGUUCAAUUAGUGUGAUUAUAACAGUUACUGACGUAAAUGAACCCCCCACAUUUCAUCAGAAACUGUAUUAUUUCGGACUUGCUGAAUCUAGUGUCAAUGGUACAUUAGUUGGAGUUUUGACUGCCACCGAUAACGACGUUGGUGAUAUCCCUUUGUUUCAAUUAAUUAAGGCUGAAGUUGGAUAUAACGGGGUCUUUGCAUUGUCUUUGACGGGUGAACUCACAUUAGCAGGCUUGCUGGACUUUGAAACAAAACAAUCUUAUCAAGUCAACGUUCGCGCACUUGAUCGCCAGGAAGCUUGCGAUGAUGCGAGCAUCAUAAUCUCUAUCACGGACAGCAAUGAGCCUCCAGUAUUUCAAAGGAUUCAAUACAUUUUUAGUAUCGUGGAAAAUGCUCCUAUUUUAGGUGUUCUUGGAGAAGUCAUUGCAGUCAGCCGCGACAUCUAUCAAAACCAGACACUUAUUUAUAGUAUUAUCAGUGGUAAUGAUCUAGGUGCCUUUGCCGUGCUUUCGGUUGUAGGCAAUGGAAAAAUUGUGGUGCAGUCGCAACAAGCUCUUGAUUACGAGCGGCAAAAAUCGUAUCACUUGCUAGUAGAAGCAACCAAUAAUAUACAAGGAGGAUUGCGGGCAUAUGCUACUGUUAUGGUGAGCAUUCUCGAUGUCAACGAAUCUCCACAGGUAUAUUCCUCUAAAGCAUAUAUACCUGAAGACGCUGUUAUUACAACUGCAGCAUGCACAUCGGCUGCAUUAGAUGAGAUAUUUACAGGACGAUUGUAUGCGUUAGAUCCCGAUGAAAACGAUACGCUGGUGUUUGCUAUUGCAGAUUCGACAGAUACUUUUACCAUCGAUGCUACCUCUGGAGCUAUUUUUUCGAAGCGAGUGCUGAACUACGAAUAUGAAUCAUACUACUCGAUUUCUAUUACAGCAACAGAUGGCAAAAAAUUGUCUGCUAAAGCCACGAUAGAUGUUAUCGUACUCGAUCGCAAUGACGCUCCGAUAAUGAUCUCGACAUUGAUCUCACUCGCCGAGAACUAUCGCCAUGACACUAGCAUUGGUUAUAUUCAAGUUGCUGAUGAGGAUUACAACCAGCAGCAUUUUUUUUCGUCCAUUGCAACCACAUUAAUUUUAAAAGACAACUCAACCGAAACGAGAUAUAUCAAUGAUGUGGUUCAUAUCGGAUUACUUACAGUGAUCGACGUUUGUGUGUGUGAUGACGGAAAUCCAAUUUUAAAAACCAUUGCUUCCGUAACAAUUGAUCUGAUAGACAAAAACGAGCCAUGCACUUUUGAAAAUGCCAUUUUGACCCUUUUAGUUGCAGAAAACGCCGUUGGUUUGGCCGGAAAAGUGCGAGCGAUUGAUAUUGACACUACUACAUUGUCAAGCUGGGGCUCCCUGAGUUACUUCAUAUUAGAAAGUGACAUAUCAAAUAAAGUUGUGUCACUGUCUUCCUCUGGUGACGUAAUGGUAAAAACUGCUUUAGAUUUUGAAACUCAACACACGUAUUUAUUUCAAGUUACUGCAGUUGAUGGUGGUGGACUUAAUUGCUCUUGUGGAUUGCAAUUACUGAUAGAGGACCGCAAUGAACCUCCUACGAUCCAAGCUAGACAUUAUUGGGUACAAGAGUCGGUGAAUGAAGGAUUGGCCUGGGUGCGGGCUGAUGAUGGAAGUCACGCUCGUAUUGAGGUUUGGGAUCCUGAAAAUGACUCAGUGAUCUUACAACAAAAUUCAUCGGACCGUUUCUCGAUUUCCGAAGAUGGAUGGCUCCUUCUAGUGAAGCCUGUCAAUUUUGAAACAAAAGCGUCUUACGACUUUAUCGUUACUGCCACUGACACGUACGGACUCCAGACGAGUGCGAUUAUUCAUGUGGAUAUUGUAGACAUAAACGAGCCUCCGAUAUUUACAUCACAACAAUCAAUAACAAUUGCUGAAGAUGCGAUGAGGGGAGACAUCUUGGGGGUGAUAAGAGCUUAUGAUCCCGAUGCAUUUGACGUGGUUACUUAUCAACUUGAGUCAGCAAUUGAUCGCUACGGCGACUCAGUAGAUGUUUUCAUGAUUAGUUCAUGUAAUGGAGAACUUCGUCUUAGCAAGUCAAACGCUCUCGAUUUUGAGCAAAAUGACUAUUUCGUUCUUCUUAUCAGUGCAAUUGAUCGCGCGGGCUUAAAAACACAUUCUGAACCCAUAAUUAUAAGAGUUAUUGAUGUCAACGAGGCACCGCAGUGCCGAGAUGCAACACUAUCCAUCUAUGAAAAUGCUACUGCUGAUGAUUUAUUUGGCCCAGUCGAGUGGAUUGACUCAGAUUCUUCAAGCAUCAAUAAUAUCACAUUAUUUGAAGUAGUCAGUGACGCAAAUCAUAUUGGCUAUAGAUUGUUUGAGGUUCGGCAGAGCGAUGGUCAAUACUGGAUUAGCUUGCGAGGUUCCGCUAAAAUUGAUUUUGAGUUGCUUGAUCAUUUUACUGUACGCGUCAAGAUUGGUGACAGCUUUAGCUCUAGUAACGCCACAACCGCUGUUCACUCUUUGUCUUCAACAUGCGUGAUCAGCGUGGAUGUGAUAGAUGUUAACGAGCCUCCCAACGUCGCAAGCUCGAUCAAGAGAGAAAUUUAUGAAAACUCCGUGAUCUAUGCUUGUGUGGGGCAACCGAUCGAAGCUAAAGACUCGGAUGCACAUGAUGCUUUGCGCUAUUACAUUUUGAUGGGUCAAGACGGCCGCGUUCCAUUCACGAUCGAUAUUAAUACAGGCCAACUUCGUGUUUCAGGAGAAAUUAACCACGAAAAUCAAGCGCUCUAUAAUAUAAAUGUUGCGGUUGAAGAUUCGGCGCUUAACCUGGUCACAACGUCAAUAGAAAUUUCGAUCAUAGACGUCAACGAGCGACCUCAGCUUUCUCGAAAUUGCUUUGUUAGUGAUGAUGGUACAGCAGAAUAUCGCUUUGAAGACAAUAAGGAUGUUUGCUUUGAAGCAGAUGAAGAUUUAGGAAUUGAAUCUCUGUUGUAUCGCUUUGAAGCAUUCGACCCUGACAAUAAUCAGCGCCUUUUCUAUUCGGUGAGCGAGUCGUCAAAUCGCUUUGUUCGAGUUGCUCAAAAUGAUGAUCGAACAUGUGAGCUUAUUUACACUCGAGCGAUUUUUGACUACGAAACCUUGCAUGUGCACCGGCUUCAAAUGACUGUUACAGACACAGGCGAAGGAUUUCUUUACGAUACCGUAACUGUCUUCAUUUUUGUUGCGAAUGUCAACGAACCUCCAGUCCUUUUAGAUGCUUCAGCGCGAAAUCUCGUUUAUGCAGAAAAUGCUGUGCAGGGGCAAUUACUUGGACACUUGCGUGGCAUGGAUCCAGAGGGAGAUUCGUUCAUGUUUUCGUAUGUAGAGUCUAGUCCGAUCUCAGCGGCGGUAGAAAUUCUUCAAGAUGGUCAAAUUUAUACAACUGGUGCUUCAAUUGACUUUGAAGUGCUGUCCCAGAUAAAUUCCAUUUGGGUUGAGCCGGUGCUGACAAUCCGAGGCUCAAUUUCUUCACUUGAUGAUAAGUCAACUUCAUUUGUGUUGACGUUGUUGGUGAUCGAUGUCUCGGAACCACCUUUAUUUACCUCAUCACGGUACACAUUUGCAGCACACGAAGUAGCCACCGCAGGUACUCUUGUUGGCCUUCUUCAGGCUACGGAUCCGGAUUUUAACGAGACACAACGAUUCAUGUGGGACUCGACCGAUGCAGAAACUAAAGACAAUGAAAAUUUGUUUAGUAUCGAUGGCAAGUCUGGAAUCAUUUCGCUGCUUAAAGAAGGCAGUUUUGAUUCGAAAAGUGCACCGGUGUACUCUUUUAAAGCUCUCGUUGUCGACUCCACGGGUUUGAUAGAUUCCUCGACAGUAAUCAUAUCGAUUGUUAACAACAAUGAGCCACCACAUUGUCCUAUACUUCAAUGUUGGGUUCUUGAAAAUUCUGUGCAAAUUCUAAAAGGACUGCCCGGCACUCAAGGAUUGUGUCAAGUGAAAGUACAAGAUUUGGAUCUAAGUCAAGAGCACACAUUCCAAUUAUUACCCACUCCGGAUAGUCAAAGAUUUUCGAUUAAUUAUGCAUCUGGAGUAGUCAGCUAUUCCCCGGGUCUUCAAAGCUACGCUGAUUUUGAAGUGCAAAGCGUAUACCACAUUCAAUACCAAGCAAAUGAUGUCCCAAAAUUUGGUCUAUCAUUAGCUUGUAGCAACGUCAUCGCGAUCACUGUGGUGGACGUAAAUGAAGCACCAAUUAUUCUAGGGAAGGAAUUGCUUACUGUUGCGGAAAUGAGUGCGAUAGGAACGAUUGUGGGUAUUGUUGACGCAAUCGAUACUGACGUGGGUGAUGUAUUGACGUUUAGGCUGCAAGAAUCUUCGUAUUCUUCGCUUAUACUCGAAGCAGACACUGGAAUUCUUAGGGUGGCUAACAACUCAAUGCUUAACUUUGAGUACACGCCAGCGGUAAAUGCUAGCGUCUUAGUCACUGAUCGCGAGGGACUUCAAGCUAAGGCAACACUAGUAGUUGCUGUAAGAGAUGCAAAUGAUCCCCCCAUGCUGCAAACAACGAACUUCACAGCAAACGAGUUCGCCACGUCCAUGAGCAGUGAGCUGAGUGGAUUUCGACACUUGGAAUUACUGGGAUCAGUACAUUGCUUUGACGAGGAUAAAAAUGACGAUGUAUCUUUCACUAUAUUAAACAAUACAUCCGUAUUUGUGAUCGAAGCAAAUAGCGGAUUGUUGUACGCCGAAACCAAAUUUCUAGAUUUUGAGACAAAACGCGCAUAUGAAUUGAUCAUUCAGUGCUCAGAUGGACAAGCAUCCACUGUAUCAACGAAUUGGAUAUUUGUAAGAAACAUUAAUGAAGCGCCGAUCGUAUCUAGGCAAGAAUACCAUGUCGAUGAAAACUUGCCGAAAGGAACGAAAGUUGGCUUCAUAUCGGUUUCUGAUGCUGAGCAUGAUGAUGAGAAUUACCUAUCGCUAAAAGAUAUGGCAGCAAACAGCGCUCACAAGGUGUCCAGAUUACGGGAGAGAACGCCUGUAUUUUUUGAUGAUUCGGACAGUAAGUGGAUAAACAUUCCCGACAUGCUCGUCGAUGCAUUCUUUAUUUCCACCCCAACCUCGGUGCCUUUAUCAACAGGAACUCUAUGUCUGGCAAGCCAAGGCCAAAUAUUUGUGCUAAUCGGAGACGAUUCAAGCGCGACUCCAAAUUGGAUGACGCAGAAUUCGUUCGUCAAAUUGGAUGGACAACAUAUUACCGCACAAAGUGAAACUAAUGCAACAAAUUAUGAAGUUUAUAUUCGGGAACACGUUGGCGACUUUGUUGUGCCUCGUAGGUCUUCGUCCGAUACGUCGUGGGUUUUUGGCGCGUAUCCUUCUUCCUUCGCUUAUUUUCUUACCGGACCUAGAAGUCACUGGUUUCAUGUCACAACCUCUGGGGAAGUUCUGCUGACAAUAAAUGAAAUCGACUUUGAAUCACUAACAGAUGGUGAUCAGCCACUUCAAAUUGGUGUUAAUGUUGUGGACAGUGGACAUUUAAUGGGGGAAGCUACAUUUUCUGUCUUUGUCGAUGACAUAAAUGAGGCGCCUAUCGUCAAUAGCUGCUGCUUUGAAAUCAACGAGAAUCCAACGUCGGGUACGAUGAUUGGUGAACUCAUAGCGAGUGACCCUGACAAUUUAGAUCAGAUCAGCUUUGAGCUGGCCUUUCCAUCCGCUGAUGUAUCAGUAACUUCGAGCGGCAACUUGUCUGUGCACAAUGCCUCAUUAUUUAAUUUCGAGCGGAAUUCUGUGGUGAGUAUUCGAGUACGCGCCACUGAUCAAGGUGGUUUGUCUCACGAGCGCGAAAUCCAGAUCAACGUCUUGGAUGUAAAUGAGGCACCAAUUUUUCAGUACCCGUCAUACUUAAUGUUUGUCCCGGAAAACUCCCCACUCGAUUUAAGCUUUGGAAUACCCAUUCGUGCAACAGACCCAGAUCACGGACAUACGGAACGUUUACGUUUCGAAAUAGUGUCUAAAUUUGUAGAAGAAUUACCUUUUCGGCUUGAAAGUUGUUCAGGUCAACUUGCUGUCCGAUGGGAUAACUUAGACUUUGAGAAAACAGAUCAAUAUUCGUUUAACGUCCGCGUUGUAGAUUCUGGGUAUCCCAUAAGUCUAGAAUCACAAGUGAAAGUAGUGAUAAAAUUACUAAACGUUAAUGAGGCUCCAAACUUUGCUGAGUUCGGAACGCUGACAAUUCUGGAGAAUGCUCCCAUCGGAAUCUUAAUCGGCCAAAUUGUUGUUGUAGAUCCAGACCAAUCUUCAGUGUUGACAUUUCGUACCAAUGCUAGCGAAUUUGUAUCGAUAACAGAUAGUGGCCAGAUUUUCGCUGCAGUAUCUUUCGACCACGAAGUUAUGUCUUCUCUCUACGUUUUGGUUCAUGUGGAAGACAAUGGUGUGAUGUGUGACCUCAACCUGGACCCAUCUGACUGCAAGGUAUUAUCAGCCUCUAAAGUUGUAGUUGUAACAGUACAAAAUGUAAACGAGCCCCCGUCACUUACCGCUGGUAAAUUUGUCAUCCAAGAAAAUCUAUAUUCUGGGUCGCUGGUUGGACAACCGAUUCGGGUUGUAGACGCUGAUGGAGCAGUAGGGAAAGGAUCUGGAUUCACAAUCAAAAGCGGUCUCUCGGCUGGUAAUGAAACUGAAUUCACAAUUCGUGACGAUGGUCAAUUAUUGACGCUUGUCUGCUUGGACUUCGAAAAGAAUGCUGAGUAUAAUAUAGUCGUAGCAUAUUCUGACGGUGAGUUUGUUUCGCAUCUUGGCAUAAAUAUCACUGUGCUGGACGAGAAUGAGACACCUUCAAUUGUCAAGGGUACUACAGGAUCCAUCCAAGAAAAUAUGGCGGCUGGUACCACGGUAUUGGUAGCUCAGUUUUUUGAUCCCGAUCGAUUCUCAUCGAACAUUUUCACGCUUGUGGAUAGCUACGCACCUUUCACGAUUGAUCAACAUAGUGGUGCUGUGCAGACUACUCGCGUGUUGGACUAUGAAUCGGAUCGUACUAGAUUCAAUUUGAAUUUGAGAAUCUGUGAUGCAAGCCAGACCACUUUAUGCGGAAGCGAUUACGUCACUAUCAUUGUUGACGAUGUACCCGAACCACCAACGAUGGACGAUGUAAUUUGCACACAAGUGGAGGGUACAGCUACACUGUUGGACGAACAAAGUGCUACUGGGUGCACUUUCGUGGCUACCGAUUCUGAUAAUGCGUCAUGUUCUUUUUAUGCUAUUAACGAUCCUUAUUCUCAUUAUGAGCUUGUAUAUGACACAGUUAUCAAUGGAAUCUCUUUUGUAAAGGCUCUUAAGCCGACACUGUGCGUGAAUGGGCGAGUCGGACUUGCUUGGAAUGCAUUGUCUUUGCCAGAUUACGAGGCGUUAUCAAAAUAUGUGAUCAAUGUCAAGAUUUCGGAUGAAACAUUUAAAAGAACUGGGCUGUCAAUUUAUAGCCGAGUAAUUGUAAACAUUGUCGAUGCCAACGAUUGCCCCACAUUGGCCAAAUCAUAUUUUACACUUCAAGAGCGUCCACAGGCUGGUAUGCAAAUUGGAUAUCCACUCCCUGGUAAAGAUCAAGAUAUGGUGGAUACUCUACGAUAUUCAAUUGUCAUCACAAAUGCCACGUCCAAUUUAAUCGCGGUUAACGAAAUGACUGGUCAAUUGGUAGUGGCUAGAACACCUGUAGGCAGUGAAUUUGUAUUUCCUGUACAGUACGACGUGACCGUUUCAGUGACAGACAGCAGUGUUAGUCACUGUUCAACCAAUGCAACAAUCAAACUAUAUACAACAAAGUCCAAUCUUGCACCGGCAUGGCUUAAUACGCUACCAAUCUCAUUUAGUAUCAAUGAGAAUCUCACUGCAAACCAAACUACAUUUCCAAUUUCUCAUUUUGUGAAAGAUCCUGAUGGCGACGUCAUUCAAUUUACGUUGCAAUCCAAGACUGACAUGUACUGUGCAGACACGUUUAGCCUCGGCUUGACGAGUGGGAAUAUUGAGCUUCGCGUCGGAAAAAUUCUGGAUUUUGAGCAGAGACAAGCCUAUAUAUGUACAAUUGCGGUGUGUGAUCCAGCCCAAAUGUGUGCUUCGCAAGACGUCACAAUUCAAGUCAAAAAUGUCAACGAGGCACCAGUAUUCAGCGAUCGGUCGUAUACAUUCACGGUGCGAGAAAAUGAGAUUGAAAAUUUCCCACUUCGUCGUUGUGUGAGUGCGACUGAUCCCGAUGAAGGUGAUGACUAUGCUCUAACUUAUACAACUUCAUGCUCAAAUACCACCGACUGUUCUCUCUUUUCAAUUAGAAUUGAAAGGGACAGCAGCCUGGCACAAUGUGCCAGAAUCCUUGUGAAGUCAAGUUUGAACUAUGAGGCUAGACAUCGCUACAGCUUCGAUCUCGUUGCAAAAGAUCCCGCCAAUUUAACAGCUAUCACAAGUAUUGCUAUUGAGGUUGAAGACGUUAACGAAGCCCAUUAUUUUGUGAAUUUUCUUUUAUCGAAGUCAGUGCUGGAGAAUACAGCUGUAGGCUCAGCAAUCCUCCAAGUCAACACAACAGAUCCAGAUAUUUAUUCAGAUUCUUACCAUGCGAUUCGGUAUUCGAUAACAGAAGUACUCCCACAUGGUCAAAAUGUGUUUCAAAUCGACACGACAACCGGUGUCUUGGUCUUAAGAGAACUCAUUGAUUUUGAGGCCAUCCAAACAUAUACGUUGACCAUUGAGGCUCGAGAUACGAGUGGUAUCAACGCCCUGUGGAUAACCAGAGACCUCACGAUUAUAGUAGAAAAUGUUGAGGAUACAACGAUUGAGACAUUUGCACUUGUAUCUGACAAUUCUAAUCAAUUAAAGACAACAGGUGGUGAAAAAUUUAUUCUUUUCGGCUUAAAUAUUGGGUUCAAACAACGAGCUGAUAAGUCUGUGAUCAUAAAGCAGCUCAUCGUGAAAUAUGGAGCUUAUGGAACAAGCUCGCCUUACGUUGCAGCAAACUGCUCUUUAGUUGAAGGGAACACCGGUGUUAAAUGUACGUCAGCUCCAGGAGCUGGAGGUCAUUUAUACUGGAACAUUACUCUGAUUAUGAGUGUUCCGAACCUUGGUGACACAACAUAUCAAGCGUCGUCCUCGAUUCCAUUAGCAUCUUAUAGGUCUCCUCUUAUCGAAUCGGUUGUAUGUAACGAUGCGCUUCCUACGAACAGCAGCACAGGUGAUAACAUAUUUGUUUAUGGUGAGAAUUUAGGGUCGACAGAAUUGUCAAGCUCAGAUGCGCAACCUAUCGUUAUGUAUGGCUCUGACUUUCUUGCGCACAAUUGUGCAUUGCUUGCUUCUGGUGAUUCAUUGAGUUCGCGUCAAAUCGUUGCCUGUCACAGUGUUAUGGGCACUGGCAAAAAUCUGUCUUUUACAAUUAUAGUGGGCGGUCAGGCAAGUGCGACUAUCGAUAGCAGUUGUCACUAUGCGGCUCCUAUCAUAUUUGCAGUCACAUUGUUAGAUGGAAUGCACACACCAGGCAAUGACAUCGUUAUAAUAAGUGGAAGUGGAUUUGGAUGUCAGGGCUGUGCAAACAUCACUGCUUUAUUCACAAACACCAUUCAUUCGUUCGCUAUAAUGGACUGCAAGAUCGUAUUGGAUCAUGUUCAGAUGCAAUGUUCGAUUCCACCCGGGGCAGGUAAGGAUUUUCGCUGGCAUGUUUCCGUUGAUAACCAGUUGAGUGCACUGGCGACCGACGUUUAUACCUCUUACGACAAACCUGAAGUCUGGGAAAUUAUGGGUUUUGCGGACGCUUCCACGACAGGAGGAACAAUUUUUCAGAUCCGUGGUCUCAAUUUUGGUCCUGAUGCGGCAAUAUAUAUGGAUCCAGUCGUCGAAUAUUCAUUCGACAAUGUGACUUUCUUUCGAGCUGUCAACUGCAAGCGACAAUACAUUGAUCCACAAAAUCAUAGUUUAAUUCAGUGUGUGUCUGUUGCAGGAAGCGGUUCGUUUCACUCAUGGCGCGUAUCUAUAGAGGGCCAAUCUUCAUCAUGGACGACGCAAAAUACGUCGUAUGCUCGGCCAAUCUUGAAUAAGGUCUUUCUUCCAGAUGGCAAGGAACAUAUCAGUACCAGUGGCGCCCAGCAAAUUGUCAUUACAGGCAAAAACUUUGGCGUUUUUAAUAAGUCUGUGAUUACCCAAGUGACGUAUGGUGUCAAUGGGAACGAAUUUAGUGCAAGCAAUUGUUCGAUUGUGACGGACCAUGAACGCAUUGUGUGCACGACUGCUCCUGGUGUGGGUAAACGGCUAGCGUGGAUUGUCGCAAUUGAUGGUUUGACAAGCUCGGUGACCACGAUAAGCUAUGCCAGACCUUUUAUUACUUCGCUUUCCGGGGAAGGAGUAGAAAAUGGCCUUGUUCGUGGCGGACAGAUCGUCGUGAUUCAAGGUGGUAAUUUCGGACCUAGUGAUGUGACUAUUGAUAUGAUUUCUUAUGGAAAUUCUGGUAGAGACUACCGUGUGACAAGUGUAAUCGAACAUAAUGACUCUACAAUCGUUUGUACGACUGUACCUGGUGUUGGUGCGAGUCUCUCUUGGAUUGUGUCAGUUGGAGAUCAGGAAUCGAGUUUAUCGACGGUAACGAGCUCAUAUGCCCAUCCGGUAGUAACUUCCUUUUAUCCUUCACUAGCCUCAACAGAUGGCUCAACUCAAGUCACCAUUAUUGGAGAGAAUUUGGGUACUAAUGUUACAUUUGCAGCAGCGCGAGUAAUAUUUUCGCCACCCCAAGCGAGUCUACCUGUGUAUCGCAUUCCGAUAAUUGCAUUCGGAGACUUUAGUAACAGUAAUACUAGUGAAUAUGUUGCCGUUCGUAUUCCAGCAGGCUAUGGUCAGGGUGGCUUGCUGCAGAUUUUGGUUGGUACUUCAAGUGUUCAGAAUAGUUCGGUUUUGACGGUAAGCUACAGGUCCCCGUUGAUCGACGCGGUGUACACUAAUGAAGGCCCAAGUGAUUGUUUGCCUUCGUGCAUACAUCUCACUAUCACAGGUACAAAUUUUUACUCCUCUGGUCGUGCAAUCGUGUCUAAGUACCCAAUUGAUAUAAGUAACCUGGAAGCUGCGACGUAUGAGUCCAACAUUACAGUUUCAUUGUGGUCUCAUGAUACUAUCAUCAUACCAAAUUAUACUGGUAAAUUGGGAUACGUAACGAUCGUGAUUGGCAGAGAAAAGAUUAUUAGCAAUUCGGCUCCAUUUCGUUGGAAUGAUCCAUCCAUUCUCGACUGGUAUACCUUGAGCUCGACGUGUAGUAUACUUGAUUGCUCGACUUGCUAUCGCUUAGAUGGAGAUACGAAACUUUUUCAAACAGAAUCAAUCGGCACUGCUGAACAUCUUAAGUAUUUAUCAUCGACAAAAGGCGGAGCUAAACUGAAUUUUUACGCUAAAUACGUUGGUCGGGAUCCACAUGUACAUAUCGGAGGCAACGUCUGUACCAACGUUGUAGUGUCUACACCCGUUGUACCAUCGAACAUUUUUCUUGCAAAAGAAGAUAAUGAAGUUGGCAGCAUCCGUUUGAUAUCGUGCACCGUUCCUAGCGGUCAGGGAGCCAUGUUGGCUUUUACACUAACGCGCGGUACAACAUCAAGCAGCCCACGGUACUUUGAUUACAUCCCACCUAAGGUUGACUGGAUUGGAAGCAAUGCAACCAUGUCCUCUACUGCUGGGAAAUUGGUAACUUUAACUGGAUCAAACUUUGGUUCUACACCAAAAGUGUUGAUGAUUGCCGCCCUAAAUGCGUCUGUCAUUUUCCUCAACAUCAUAGCAUUCAACCAUUCACAUGCCAUGGUAACAAUUCCCCCUGGAGAAGGUCAACAUUACACGUUGACUUUGGUCGCAGGUAAUCAAGAAGAAUCGACUUCUUUUCAAUACGAUCUUCCCGUUAUCAGUAGUAUUGAAGUAGCUGACGCGUCGACGGUCGGUGGAUCUGUGAUGACAAUUCGAGGUAAGAACUUCGGAGCAAGCACACUCUCGAAUGCACACACCGUCUCGCUCGGCGAAACGUUUGCAUGCAUCAUAAGUAGUGUCAGCCAUGAACUUAUUAAUUGCACGAUAAGUGAAGGCCAGGGUGGUGAUCAUGACGUCAUUGUGACUGUAAGUGGCCAAGCGAACAUCGAUAGAACGAUUAAGUUUAGCUACAAUGCUCCUGUUCUUCACAGCGUCAGUAGGAGUGAUGGCCCUACCUCAGGUUAUACGUGUAGCUGUACAGAUCCAGAUCAACCCUGCGCAACGCUGACGACGCCGGUCGAGUGCCAUUAUCUUGAAGCGAGUUCGACGAGCACCAACCUUGAUGUCUAUUGUGUUCAAAGCAAUUUAAAUGGAUCUUUUCGAAAGACCACCGUCACUGCGGUGGAAGAUGUAUAUUCAAGCAAUAAACCCGUCUAUGUGAGUAAUGAGGACGCAAAUUUGGAGCUUCUGUAUACCAAUGGGUUUUGGCAUCUGCUACAAAACGACACCAAAUUAUAUCGCGCCAGCACAACAUCGGAAAAACCACCCCCUACAGGUUGGCUCGACGUGACAGUAAAUCCACCUGUUGGUCUUGGUAUAAUGAAAAUAUACCCAGGCUUUUGCUCAAAGGCUUUAUCACGUGUUUGUCCGGCAGGUACGGAAUUGUGUACACGUGUAGCUGUCACGCUGGCGGGAAAGAACUUUGGAGUUCAGUCGCUUGAUUGGCAGCUUGAGCUAAUUAGCGACGCUAAGAUACUAGCUGACACAGUCAUAGUUACAAACGAUGAUAUUAUAUACUUUAGCCAUUCAAAUAUCAGGUUUUAUCUGCCACCCGGACAAGGCAGUUCAAUGCUGAUCAACUUGACUGUUUCGAAGCUGAAGCUUACUAACGAGCCGAUAAAAUUCGGCUAUCAGACACCGCUAUUAAUGGGAUUUGAGACAAGUACCAGUAAUUUGUCGACUUGCGGCGGCUAUACGAUGACACUUUACGGAAAAAACUUUGGAUCAACCCGAACAAAAGUGCUUCUUGGUGGUCGCGAUGCGCGCAUUGAUGGACAAAGCUCGCAUCCGAAGGCAUGUGGCCCUGACACGUGUGAAUUCUCGACAAGUGGUCCCUGUAUUGAUCUUGAUACGUUGGUAUGUUCUCCAUCUCUGUAUGUCGUCAAGCCUACAUUUAGCUUCCUCGAUCUUUGUGAUGACACAAAAGGAUCACAAAUACUAUGUGAUGCUGUCACUAAUGUGCCUGACUUGGCUGAGAACCUUGCAAGCCACUCUGACUUUGUGAUCACAACAACGGUCCCGGCUGGAUAUGGGAUCGACUUGAAGGUUUAUGUGGUUGUUGAUGAUCAAGCCAGCAACGCGUUAAUGUUCUCAUACAACCAACCAGUGGUUAUGGCCCAAAUGCCCAAUCAACCGGAUGCAAAUGGAGCGAAUGCUAUCACAAUCAAGGGCACUGAUUUCGGUUGUUUUCCUAAUAAGGCUAUAAUCAUUUCAUUUGUCUCAGUGGACACUGUGGAACCUGUAUUGCGAAAUCUAGGCACACUUACAGAAAAUUUGGAAAAUUUUCACGUAUAUGGUAAUGAUGUUCCACGAUUGUCGGCUGAUACAGUGACACCAGCAACCUCAGUAAAUAGUAGUGUAAUUGAAUCCGGUACGGUCGUGUGGACGAGUUCUUCGGAAUUAAUUUGGUAUCCCCCUAAGACGAAAGCUGGUACAACAAGCAUUACUUUGUCGGUGGGUGGAAAUGUAAUGUCUUCUGUAAGUCAGACUCAAUUAAAGUUUCGGUGUGGCUUUGGUUAUUACCGAACUCUGUCUGAAUUUUGUGAUGAAUGCCCAAAAGGAGCUACGUGUGUUGGUGGUGAUGAGAUGCCGAUGGCCAAACCCGGAUAUUGGCGUGAAGGUGAAAUUGUUCUCGCAUGUGACCCCAAAUUCGCCUGUUUAGGGGCCAAUGAGUGUGCCAACGGGUACACGAGCGUACGGUGUGGAGAGUGUGUAACAAACUAUCACAAGCUCAACUCAGAGUGCAAUCUGUGUCCGAAUAACCACUGGGGUUCCGUUGCCAUUGUGGUAAUUUGCAUCGGUGUAGCAUCUUUUGUUAGUUAUUUGCUUACUCGAAGAGGUGUGAGUCUUGGUUUGCUAUCAAUCGGUAUCGACUAUUUCCAGACUCUAUCCAUAUUUGGGAAUGCCCAAAUUUCAUGGCCAGCGACUUUAGUUAAUUUAUUUGCAACACUAUCAGCUUUUAAUUUAAAUUUGGAGCUGGUGGCACCAGAAUGCUUUUCGAUUCAGGUCUCGUAUGUGACCCAAUGGUUCAUGAUUGAGCUAUUUCCAUUAUUUAUGGGAGCAACUUCUCUAGGAAUAUUCGUAACACUUUAUGCUUACAAACGGUUCAUAAAAAAGCGUUGCACAAAAUUAACGUCCCACUUACCUCAGCUGUUUGGCUCUACGCUAGUGAUGAUGUAUUACUUAUAUCUUUACCUCACACGAACAACAUUGGAUGUAUUCAAUUGCGUAGAGGCUAUACCAUCUGAUGGAAAGUUGUACAUGGUUGCCAUCUACGCGCAAUGCUUCAAACAUGGGGGAGUUCAUAUGCAGCUAUUCCCAUUUGCAAUGAUGUCCUUUGUGAUGUAUUCGCUGGGCUAUCCACUCUUUGUGCUACUAACAUUGUCGCGAAACCGUGGUUUAGUGAUGGAAGACCAGCUUCUGAGGGCGAUGCAGCGUGGCACCAGUCGAAAGACAAAUCCUAAUUGCUGGGUGUUUCGCAAGAAGUUUUCUAAGCUUUAUUAUCAAUUCAAGCCCGAUUAUUGGUUCUGGAUGGUACUUAUUAUCGUAAGAAAGUUUUUGUUGGCGGGUAUCGGACUUCUUUUUCGUCAAGAUCCAAUAUUUCAACUGGCUACGGCAUCGUUCGUAUUGUUUGUUAAUUAUGCGCUACAAGUACGUUGUCGUCCAUACAUGAGUGCUUAUGAGACCCAGAGGGUACUGGCAGACUAUGCGAAACAUGUGCUGCUAGAAACGCGUCGUGCAAAGGCCAGAAAAGAAAGUUUUGUUCAACCAGCACAUCUACGGUUGGAGAUGCACGCCUCUACAAUCACGGCUUGGAAGAGCAGACACAGAGAUAACGGCGUCGCUGGAAUUUCGGCUCGACCAAUGUCAAGUUUGCGGGGUGCAAACGAAGCAAUUCUUGCUUCACAGGAACCUCAAAAUUUGAUUGGAUAUCUUUGGGAUCACAAUACUGUGGAGGCUUGUCUACUUUUUAGUGCCUCCCUCGUAUUGUUGGCGGGCAUCAUGUUCGAAAGUGGUCGCUUCGGAACCACCGAGACCAGCUCAAAAAGUGCUUCUUCUCAAUUGUUGGCAAUGGCGACCACACUUCUCGUUCUUUUUAGCUGCGUGUACUUUGUCCUAGUUUUGAUAACGGAGCUUGUUGUUGCACUUCGACCGGACUACUACAAACAAAUCACACGCGUCCAAAAGUUGUUUAGUAAAAUACACCGCCGUCACAGAGAUGGCUAUGAUACGCAACAUGGAAAUGAUCACAAAAAUGUUGAAGGUAAUGAUAGCGAUGAUAAUGACGAUGAUGACCUUGAGAUGGUAGCGACUAUGACUCAAAACCCGCUGCACUUAGCUGGUACGUGUGAAGGUGCAAUGCAAACGACUGAGAGUGAUGCUUUUGCUGCUCUGAAAACUUUUCAACGUUGCGAAUCCCGUCGAACAGUAACUAGCACGCAAUGUGUGAGUGAUGACAAAGUUUCGCAUGUAGUAGAAAAUACUUUGCGCAGGAGAAACUCUCAAUGUCAGCAAGGCACUUCCUUAUCUGAUGGAGCAGCAUUGUUGAGCGAAGAUAACAUGGAAGAGCUAAUUUCGACAAUCGAGCAGACCGAUGGUGUACGGCAUUCAGUAAACAAUUAG